This is a messenger RNA of Papilio machaon (common yellow swallowtail), 963 nucleotides long. RefSeq lists its product as uncharacterized. NCBI's taxonomy places the organism in Eukaryota, Metazoa, Arthropoda, Insecta, Lepidoptera, Papilionidae. The record is from RefSeq and is a predicted model, not a curated record. Bases 1 to 963 code for a protein of 320 amino acids. The transcript has a single exon.
AUGCGUUACGAUCCAAAUCGUUCAAUCUCCAAACGCCCAAACACUCACGAACAUAAUGAUACUAAAACGAAAUUUUUUAAUCCAAAACAGGUCGGCGAGAACAAGAGACUCUGUCACACGGUCGGCGGGAAAGAGACGGAGAACAAGCUGCUGGUGCAGAUAAGUGAAGCCGAGCAAGUGACGGACUUUGAAAGGAUUCUUAAUAGAAAUGCAGGGGUGUGGGAACGAGCGCGGGGCCAUGUGUGGCGCGCCAGCGUAGCGCACGCUUCCGCCGCCUCCGACGGCUCCGCCUCGCUACUACCGCGCUCCUCAUACUCGCUGCACGCGGUCAGCGAGGCCUACCACAGGCUAUUCCAACAACACGAGGAGUCGGUGCGACCUCUCGUAGAGCGAUACCGAGAAGAUACUGUCGCUGAGCAGAAACAACGUCCCACGCCGAGCGUUUUGCAGAACGACUGGUAUGAUAAUCUUCACGACUUGGCCGAAUUCUAUGAGGACGACCAGCUGUUGCAUAGGGAAAUCGAAACUAUCACAGACAACUUAAUAGAUAAAGAAGUAAAGGCGACAGAAGUCAGCCCUCGAAAUAAAAACUUCAAGGUGAAUUUGGCCGAUCUAAUCGGGCUGCACGUGAGCGUAGAGGGGGUCUCUCCGAUCGGGCGCGACGACCGCGGCCUUUCGCCCGAGGCGGAGUGCGGCGCCACCGAUGAGAAGGAAUGGCUCACACCGAGCAUGAGCUCGAAUCUCGAUGACCGGUCAACGAGCGAGCGCAGUGCGAACGUCGAUAGUCUAGUCGAGAACUUGGAUUCGAUCCAAUUGGGUUAUGAUGCUAAAGUUCCCACGAUAACCUUUAGCAAUUGUUGCGAGGGACGCGUUAAGAGCGAUUCGCCGGACAAUACGGAUGCCGUCAUCCACCUCUCAGUGCCGUCUAUCAAGAGCACCGACGAGGCUCGUCCGCCGAUGUAA